Messenger RNA from Carlito syrichta (Philippine tarsier), 1110 nucleotides. It is a transcript of the gene ZAR1L, whose product is annotated as zygote arrest 1 like. NCBI's taxonomy places the organism in Eukaryota, Metazoa, Chordata, Mammalia, Primates, Tarsiidae. Gene Ontology annotation, biological process: translation. Gene Ontology annotation, cellular component: cytoplasm. Gene Ontology annotation, molecular function: mRNA base-pairing post-transcriptional repressor activity. The record is from RefSeq and is a predicted model, not a curated record.
AUGGAGCGCUUUGUCCGUGUCCCCUGCGGCUUGUACCAGGGCUAUGGGAACGCGCUGCCUUUAGGCCAGCCCGGCCUCUCGGGGCACAAACAGCCCGACUGGAGGCAAAACAUGGGCGCCCCCGCUUUCCUGGCCAGGCCGGGGCUGCUGGUGCCCACCAACGCUUCGGACUACUGCGCGGACCCGUACAAGAGGGCGCAGCUCAAGGCCAUCCUGUCCCAGAUGAACCCCAGCCUGGGCCCGCGGCCGAGCAAGGCCAGCACCAAGGACGUGGGCGUGCAGGUCAGCCCGCGGCUGGACAAGUCCGUGCAGUGCUCGCUGGGCCCCCGCACCCUGCGCAGCCGCUCCCCCUGGGACGGCGCGGGCCCCCGGGAGCCCAUGGGCCGCCGGGGCUCGGCCCGGCCGCGAAAGGGCGGGGAGGAUGCGGCGGGCGAGGCGCCUCCGGGCCCGGCGGAGGCCAGCCUGCUGCGGCCGCCCACGCCCGGGGCCGAAGAGGACAGGCGGGAGGAGGACGGACCCCCGGAGGAGCCGGCAGACGGAGACGCCCCGCCCCCGGAAGGGAAGAGCCCGCAGGCGCGUGGAGACGCAGCCGCCGAUCUGCCCCGGAGGCCCAACUUCCAGUUUUUGGAGCCAAAAUACGGCUAUUUUCACUGUAAAGACUGUAAGACCAGGUGGGAGAGUGCUUACGUGUGGUGCAUUUCUGGAACGAACAAGGUUUAUUUCAAACAACUCUGUUGCAAGUGCCAAAAGAGUUUUAACCCUUACCGUGUAGAAGCAAUCCGAUGUCAGACCUGUUCAAAGUCUCGUUGUUCCUGCUCUCAAAAGAAAAGACAUAUUGACCUAAGGAGGCCUCAUCGACAGGAACUGUGCGGUCGCUGCAAAGACAAGAGAUUCUCCUGUGGCAGCAUCUACAGCUUUAAGUGUGUCAUGAGACAGGCAGUGUGACUUGUAGAGGAUAUCUCAGCUCUUCUUCUAACUUACUGUGCGGUCUUCCUUUUUCGCAACUUGGAUCUGAUCUGGCAUUGGAAAAUGAACUAGGCUUUUGUACUUUUUGUAGGUUGUAUAACACUUUUUCAAUGUGAGUAUGAGUAAAUAAAUGCAUAUGAACUA